Molecule: messenger RNA, 783 nt
Organism: Angiostrongylus costaricensis
Lineage: Eukaryota; Metazoa; Nematoda; Chromadorea; Rhabditida; Metastrongylidae
Source: the annotation of a GenBank genome assembly
AUGAUAUUAGAACUGAUUGUCUCUCAACGACAUUCUAGCUCAGUACCAUCAACAAUUGCCCCUCUUUUUCAAUAUGCAUCUGAAUGCUAUUUCACACAAGGUUUGCAGUCGGCUAUGGAAGCAUUACAUGGAGCUGGUCUUUCUUGGCCUUGUGUUUUUGUAGUGACUGGUGCAGCCCUUAGAGUGGCCUCCUCACCUCUUCAUAUCCUAGCUGAAAGAUUGUUUGCGCGGAGGUUACACACUCAGAAUAUCUUGACUGCAGGUGUUUUGAAGCUGGCUGAGAUAAUUCCUCGGUACAUAGCGGAUCAGAGGCUUCAGAGUAGCCGCAUUCAGAAUCUCAAGAUGUGCACUAUCCCACUGUGGAUAUUCUCUUCAUUUGCUGUACGAAAUAUUGUAGAUUCUGAUUUUCAUCCGUCUAUUCCUGGUGGUUUGUGGGUUAGUGACAUGCUUGCUCCAGAUCCCUACUUUGUCUUGCCAGUUGUUGUCGGGUUAUUUGGAUUUUUGAACCUAUACUCACAGAGAAAAAUCUACCCUGUGGCGAUGUCGAAGUGGCAAAUGAGGUCGUACGACUUUGUCCUGGGGUUAUUUGCUUUUUCUGCGGUGGUCAUCAUGUCGCAACUUCCUGCGUGUAUUCCUCUGUACUGGCUUUCCGUAUCCGUUUCUGGUUUUGCGCAAGCUCAAUUACUACGACACCCGAACGUGAAGAAGUUAUUUGGUAUAAACAGAUUGCCCACGGACUCCCGAACACCAAUUAGAGAUCUUUUCUUGACACGACGUGUGUGA